Anthonomus grandis grandis is the source of this 6870-nucleotide messenger RNA. RefSeq names its product RNA-binding protein RO60-like. The transcript is spliced from 8 exons. Gene Ontology annotation, cellular component: ribonucleoprotein complex. Lineage: Eukaryota; Metazoa; Arthropoda; Insecta; Coleoptera; Curculionidae. The coding region runs from base 150 to 1790 and encodes 546 amino acids. Gene Ontology annotation, molecular function: RNA binding. The record is from RefSeq and is a predicted model, not a curated record.
ACUCCAGCUGUUAACUGUCAUUUACCCUGACAGUGACUGAUCAUAAUUAGAUCUCUGGGUCCUGGGAUUUUCAGGUGCAAACUGAAUUCCUAAAGUUAUAAGAUUAAAAAUCAUCAGUUUUUAGUUUCUGGAAAGACUAGGCUUGAGUGAUGGCUUCAUCAGAGUUAAGUUUAUCAGAUCGGCUAAAAAGAGCCAUGUACCUAAACUCUGUUCAUCCUCAUUUCUACGUUGGAGACCCUGACACUUAUCAGAGAGAACUAUCGAAACUACGAAUGACCACCAUGAAGGAAACGGUAAAAGAUAACUUAGAGGAGCUAUUUCGGGUACUAAACAUGGCCAAUAAAGAUCCAAACUUACCGAGACGAUCGGUAAUGUUUAAUUUCCUGGCUAAACUUUACUUGGAACAAUUUGAGCUUGGAGCAGAGCAAAAAUCCAAAGUGACAGGCAGAGUUUUGGAACUGGUGCAAACUGACGAGGAGUUUUUUACCUUUAUAAAGUACUACACAGACAUAAGCAAUAAAAGCAAGAUACCAUCAUCAAUAGAGAAAAUCGUGAGGAAGUUUUAUGAUAAUAAAACUCCGAUGGAGUUAGCAGAGUCAGUUUCCAAAAGUAACGGGUUUAAAGGUUGGUUACACAAGGACCUGAUCAAGUUGGGACACGUGAAGUCUGAAACACCUUUAAAGAAUGCUGUUAUAAAUUACAUUUUAACAAAGAAAGUUAGCGAUAAAGCAACUGACGAAGAGUUAGAAGUAUUACAAGUGUUAUUGAAAGCAGAUGAAUUAAGGCGAAGUAAAGAGCCUUUAAAUGCCCUUCCGAUAAUUGCUGCCUUUAAUUUUACAAUGGAGCAAGUGUCGACUAGUUUGCACCAAAAUGGAGAUGUUUGGAGUGUGGCCAUUCAAAACAUGACCAUUCAGCAAAUACUGCCACGUUUACUAAAACUUUACAAAUUGAACCUCUUAAAGCCCAAUACGACAGUGAGUAAUCACAUCAUUGACCUUUUCACCAGUUUGGAUAAAGUUAAGCUCAGCGGAGUGCAUCCGAUCGAAGUUUUCACUUAUUUAAAAAGGUUGGAAAAGGGCGGAAGGCCAAUGGAUGUAAAACUGGUCGCACACUUGCAAAAUGACAAAAAGUUUUCGGUCGAGGAGUUGAACAAGGCUCAAACUAGAAUUGAGGCUAAACCACCUCAUAUUAUUAAGGCUUUGUGGAGGUGCUUUGAGUUGGCAUGUAGCAAUGUUAUACCUACAAAUAAAAGAUAUUUGGUGACAAUAGACGUAACAGCGGAUGCCAAAAAAUUCCUGUGCCUCGGGAACAAGGUGCUCACCCUCCUAGAAGCGGCCGUAGCCUACGCCGUAGUUCUUUUAAGGGUGGAAAAAGACGUGGUGCUGGCGGCAUAUAAAGACGACAAAAUCGAUAUAAUAAACGUAGAAAAAAAAGUGUCGUUCGCCGAUUUACUGAGCAAAGUAAAUCCUCGGUCGAGCGCUUAUUCGACGCUUUUUGCCGGGGUCGAGUGGGCGUCAACGGAGAAGAAACACUUCGACGUGUUCGUCAGUUUUAUCCAUAACGGACACGCUCAGAAGGUGCCCAAGGAUAAGACGGUGGUUAAAGGAUGGGAACCGGUUAUCAAGUACAGGUCCAAGGUUAAUUUGCCGAAUGCCAAAUUCGUAAAAUUCGCUCCCGUACAAAGGGACGUGGUGGAAAUCGAUCCGCCGGUCAACAUCCUGGAAAUCUUCGGGUUCGACGUUUACGCUUGUAAGGCGGCCGAAUGUUUUUGCAAAGGAACGUUCUGUUAAUAAUUUCCCUUAUCCAGAGUUAACGUUUAACGAUUAUCAAUAACUUAUCAGAUCGUAAAAACUCAUCGGUACGUUUCUGGAUACGGUAAAUUUUAUGCUGAGAUAUUUUCUCCAUCCACAAAGAAGGUGUUCGAAUAGCAAGUAAGUAAUUAGUUAUAAGGGUUUAAUAAUGGUUACUUAUUGUUUAUGUCUUUUACUUGCAGUGCGGUCCAAAGGUCUUUUUUUCUAUUACAUUGUUCACUUUUGGACCGCGCUGUAUACUCUUAAGCCAGUAUUUAAUUAUCGGAAAAAAAAAAUAGAAAAAUUAACACGUGCCUUGUCAUAAAAAAUGUCGCAUUCUCUCUCUUUCUCUGGUUCUCGACGCGUUAUCCAAUCUCCAAUUUGUUUAAAAUGGCUGUGUGUUAUUACCUCAAUGUUUAUCAAAAUCUUCGAUCCCAAAAAUAACGCGUUCGAGAACGUUUUAACUUAAGUUCAUACAUUAAAUGGUAGGCAAGUAAUUAAUUAAUUAAUUAGGAGUCAUAAUCAUUAAAAUAAUCUUUUAAUUUAGUCGUGUAUAAGUGCUUUUAGCAGCUUAAAACUUAUUGUUUUUAGUUAGUAGUAGUAAUCUAAGCUCUUUUUUUUUAAAUGAACGUUAGCUCUCUGCUAUUAACUUUCAAUAGUCUCGGCAUUUUAAUAAUUUUGACUCGAGACUUUUGAAGGUUCUUCCGUUCAACAAAUGCGAAAUGAGUGUCGAUACAGUGUGUCCAGUAUUAAAAAGUGUCUUUUGUAUUUUAUUCCGAAAUACAGGCCACUAUAAAAGAGCUUUUUUUUUGAAUUUAUAGAUGUUUUCGAGAAUCGAUUGACAUCAUUGACGUCGAUAAUAAUAAUAAUAAUAAGUUUAUUCAAGAAAAUACAGUAAAAUAGAGUUUAAAAUUUGUCUGAAUAAACAAAGGUUUACGAAUACACAGAGCAAUAAUUUAAACAAAGUAGUUUUUUAAAUAAAUAUUUAGUUCUAUCAAACUCAUUAUUAAUAAUUAACAUAACUUUUGACGUCACCUUAUUAAAAAAAAAGUGAUUCAUUUUAGACGGUUUUUAUGUACACAGCUGAUAAAUUUGUAUUUAUUUAUCAUAUCGUCGGUUGUCAAGAAGAGUCACAUAAUCCAAAAAAGAUCAUUUUGAGAUAAACAUGUUUUAAAAUUUUAUUUAAUUAUUUUAGCUUAUUAUUUUUAUUUGUAUAAAUGAAAUGAUUUACUUCUUUCAGUAUAUUGAUGUAUACCUUUUAAGUAAAUAUUCAUUAAUAUUAUUGUCUAUGAUGUUGAUAAUUUAGUGGUAAAAACUGGGAAAUUUAAAACCCCCUUUUGAGAUGUGACAUUAUUCUAGAUAAAUAGUAUUAAAAUAGUACUCUUUUAUUUCACUUUUCAGCAUAAAAAAAUAGGAAAAUAAAUAAAACAACAAAUACAACUUUAAUAAAUCUGGUUCUAUUUGGAAAUAGUAAACAAACCUAUCAUCUACAUUAGAAAAGUUGAUGAGCUAACAAAGACAUUAACUUUUAACAUAAUACUUUAGUCAUAAAAAAAAAAUAAACAAAAAUUUAAGUCUUAAAAGACUAUUAUAAUGACUCAAAGAAAGUUGCAUAAUAUUUUGGAAUGUAAUUUCCUCUCACCAGAUCAAUCAAAUCUUUUUUUUUUAUUUUCAGAGAUUCCUGGUUUAUUGGAAAAAGCUUUUUUUAACUGGGUUAAUUGAACGUUUGCUAUUUCGCGAUAUUACUUUAGCUUCUUUAAAUCCAUCCGUGUAUGAUGUUUUAUAAAAUAAUGAGUUAGGCGAGCAUUUCUCAAAUUUAAUCACUUUUAUGUCCGACACUUUAACUACAUUGUUAUCUACAUCUUUGGACAAAUUAAAUCUUAACUGAGCAUUUAUGUCUUUUUUAUCCAAAAAAUCGUCGAAUGACAUUUCAAUCGCUCUAUAUGGUGGACCUUUUUUCUUUGCGGCUCUUAUAGCACUUAUAAACGAGUCAGGAGUAUACAAGGGUGAACUUUUUAAUUGUUUUUUAAGAUAUUCUUCAAUUAUUGUGGAAUGAACAGAGUCACCCUCGUUUUGAGUAUGCCCUUUAAUUAAAUAUUUAUGAGUGAUUGAUUUGAUGUUUAAACUGCGUACAAAUACAAACUAAGCAUAAACUUAUUUUUUUGUUGCCCAGGGCAAUUAUCAGAAUAAAAAAUUAACUCCGUUUCACCGUCAUUAUCAGAAACUUCCUGAAUAUAUCUGUAAAUGCAAGUUCCUAGCUCAUUGAUCCCUCUGUUACCUAAACCCACAUGCCAUACAUAACAAUCUGCAGUUUUGUUAAUAAGAUCGUAAAUACUAAAAUUAAAGACGUUUAAUUUAGAUUUGUAGUAGAAAAUUGAUGCUUUUCCUUUAGGACAUUGAAAAACUGCUUCUAAAUCAUACACUGCAAGUUUAACAUUGGGCGUUUUAGCAAACCUCUCCUUAUCAGAAUUCUUUUCUGCACGUGCUAAAUCCUUUUCUAUUAAAUGCGUUUCAUACUUGGUCUUCUUGGUUUCCUUUUCUUCGGAAUCUGCAUUGGAAUAUGCCACACAUAAUUCGCACUGGUCAUUUCUGAGAGUGUAGUUGAAAAUGUUAAAUUCCUUGGUGAAAAUCCGAUAAAAGAAAAGGUAAUUACAAUAUGGAGAGUUUUUUGCUUUGCAAUGUGCCGCAUAGUCUCUGUGAAUAUCUGCGAUAAAUUUAUUUCCUUCUAUGUAAUGUCUGCUUGAUUCUGAAGGCCUAUAAUGGCUUUCUACCUUUGGAAUAUUUGGGAUAAAACUUUUUAUUUCAUCCCUCAUUUCUUUACUUUUUCGAGCGUGAUGGCCAUGUUUUCCAUUUUGGUCUUCUUGUAGAAUGUCAUUCAUAAAUUUAUCCUUUUUAGCUAAGACAGUCCUUAUUGGUCUGUCAUUUAUAUCCAAGGUAUUUUUAAAAAAUAUUUUGCAUACACGAGUUCUUUGUCCCCUUAACAUAAAAUAAUAAGCAUUAUUUAAGUUUCUUCUACUGUUUUCAGUGGUAUAUCGAUAUUUAGGUUUAAUUGGUUCUACGGAAGAGGCAAUGAAAUAUCGUUGUUUUUCUAAGCUUCCUAACUUCCAAUAUGUACUAAAUAUUUCUAGGCGAUCUUCUUCUGAAAUUUUCGUUUUGCAUUUCAGUUUACAUUUUUCGCUACAUGUGGCUUUAAGUUUGCGAGGCUUAGCUAUUUUUUUUGUCCGGCAAUUUUUGAAUAUAAUUUUGCCCGGUAUUUCUUAAACGUUUUGCCACAUUUUUUUUCCAGCUGGGCAUAUCACAUACUCUUUUUCUUCCCUUUUUUUUCUUUCUUUUCUUCCUCUUCAUUACCGUCAAUGGGGACUCCGGCCUGUGAUGAUGCAUUUACUUCCCCAUCAGACUGGUCUUCACUCUCAGAAGAAUGACUGACGUGUUGUGGGUUAAAUAAAGGAUCAUUAAUAGGAUCUUCGCAAUCUGAAAAUAUAUAAUUUUCAUAAACUGAUGUAUCUAAAAUAUAAUGCUCAAAUUAUAUUUAGUAGAUAGCUAACUUAGAUUUCUUACCUUCAUCUGAUGACUCGGAAUCUGAACUAGAAGAUGAGGAUGAGCUGCUAGAACUUGAGUCAGAAUUAAAACUCAAUGUAGCUGAUGGAGACUUCAGACUGAUAGGGUUCUAUUUCUAUGACCUCAAUAGCUCUGGUUUUUUCGGAAUUACUUUCAGUUAAAAGUUCGCCCGUCGGCGUCGACCUGGAGUUUUUUAAAGGUAUCUCUGUAGAAAUUAAGUUUGGAGCGUCUUCAGAUCUGGCUGUAAGUAAAAUAACUUUUUGGAUAUAUUUGCAUACAAUUACAAAUAAUUGAAAUUGCUUUUUUAACACAUUUUAUAUGUCUAAAUUAUUUGAACAUCUUGUACAACUUACUGAAAAUACUACCUAGUAAAUACUACCUACCUACCUACUUAUUUUAAUUAACUUACAUGAAUUAUCCAAAUCUACCUCUGUACUAUUGAUUGCCAUUCCUACUAACAUCCUUCCACGGCUUGUCAUUUUGUCUGCUAAAUCACUGCCUGAAAUGUGAUUGUGUUUUUUUUUUAAAUGUCUCUGGUCUAAUCAAAAGGCUUUUGUUAAAUGCCAUUUAAAAUCAAAAUAAGUAGACUUCAACCAAUUCAUUUACAACAAUAGUCAAAAAAGCUAAAUAUUUACAAAUUAAUUUUACUUGAAUAAAGUCACAUGUCAAAACAUGUCUCAUUGUUUUUUAAUUGAUUUACUAGAAUACCGUCACAACUCAAACUAAUGCAUUCUUUCACAAAAAUAAUUAAAAAUAUUAUACUUACGUUGUUCAAGAAUAAUGGCACUAUACGAAUUAACACACUCUUCUAGAAAACUAACAUUUUAAGUAGAAUAUAUAUUUUGUUCAAAAGUGACACAUUUCAAAAUAAUACUCUAUUGCAGAAAAAAAUUAACAUCAAAACAGUCUUAAGUCGAAAUGUGACGUUCUCGCUGAAAAAAUGCGUCUCAUCUCCUCUUAGCCUGCCACAACGCAACUAAAGAUGUGUCAAUAUUAAAGAAAACCGAUUUUCCAAAUGUCAAAAAUAGAUGAACGUCACGCGCGAUCUCGCGCCAAUCAUUGAUAGUUUAAUUGUGACACUCUACCAGAUAAAAAGUACAUUGAAUUUAAGAAUAAGGUUACAAAUAUCUCAAAAAGUGGGAUUUUUAACUUGUGUCACUCUUCUCGAAAACCGACGAUAUAAUGUAGAUUAUUCUGGACACACCUGAGCUUUCUUGAUUAAAAAAAAUAAACAAAGCGUCACCGAAAUGCAUUUAAUUAAAUACCAAACGGCGCUUUCUAUUAUAAAUAAGUUUGAGCGAUCUUAGGCUAAAUUUGUUGCUGUGAUAACCCUUAUAUAAAAAAUAACCCUUUGUCGAGUGACGCUUUUGGUCUCUGUAUUAUUUGGUUAUUGAAGUUUUUGUUUUAUUUAUUUAUUUUUUUUUUGUAUAAAUUUUGUCCCGGAAAAAUGCGAAAAUAGUCGUUAUAUUUUUUAUAUUUGUACUUUGAACGUACCAAUCGAAUAAAAGCAAUUUUCAGUUAA